Molecule: messenger RNA, 941 nt
Organism: Pseudopipra pipra
Lineage: Eukaryota; Metazoa; Chordata; Aves; Passeriformes; Pipridae
Product: T-cell surface glycoprotein CD1b-3-like
Exons: 1
Coding region: 123-941 (272 amino acids)
Biological process (GO): positive regulation of T cell mediated cytotoxicity; antigen processing and presentation, exogenous lipid antigen via MHC class Ib; antigen processing and presentation, endogenous lipid antigen via MHC class Ib
Cellular component (GO): external side of plasma membrane
Molecular function (GO): exogenous lipid antigen binding; lipopeptide binding; endogenous lipid antigen binding
Source: RefSeq, a predicted model, not a curated record
UGGGGAGUGGGGAAGGAUCUGGCAAGUGCUGGCACUGAUCAUGCCUGCAGGAAGGCAAUCCCAGCCCCUCAGGCAACCUCUCUCCCCUCUUGGCCCCUCCAGACCCCUUUGUGGCUCAGUCCAUGGCAGGCUGCAAGCUCUACCCCAACAGGACCUCUCGGGUCUUCCUCUAUGUGGGCUUCAAUGGGCAGGACUUCCUCAGCUUGGACACAGACAGUUCCACCUGGACCCUCUCCCAGGACACCGACCUGGCACGGUACAUCAGGGAUGUCCUCCAGAACGAAACCACCCUCGCUGAGGCAGCGAAGGGCAUCUUCAAGGAUAGCUGUGUCAAUGCCCUGGAGAUGUUCCUGAGCUACGGCAGGGCAGCUCUGGAGAGACAAGGUGAGACCACCCUGACCCUGCCACAGCCACCCCAAAGCCCUGGGGCCAAGCCGUGCCCAACCAGGGCUUCCCCCACCCCUUUGCUCCCACCCCCAGAGCUGCCCGUGGCCACGGUCUUUGCCCGCACGCCCAGCCCACACCAGCUGCUGCUGGUUUGCCAUGUCACCGCCUUCUACCCCCGGCCCAUCAGCGUGGCCUGGCUGAGGGAUGGCCACGAGGUGCCUCCGGGCCCGCAGCUCAACACCAGCCCCGUCCUGCCCAACGCUGACCUCACCUACCAGCUCUCCAGCGUCCUGGCCGUGGCCCCCCAGGACGGGCACAGCUACGCCUGCCGCGUGCGCCACCGCAGCCUGGGCACCCGCAGCCUCCUCGUCCCCUGGGGUAGGUGCCACCCGGGGGCACGGCAAGGGGCGCCCCAGCCGCCCACCCGCUGCCAUGGAGCAAAGCCCGGCAAGGUCAUGGCAGCCCCUCCUUCUAUUGCCCAGGCAACUCACAGCUGCUGCUCAUCACAGGGCUCGUGGCCGGGCUGCUGGGAGCCGUGGCUCUUGCUGCCCUGA